AUGUAUUUGAUCAGAACUGAAACGGACCGUUUUUACAAGGAACGGCACGAACUGCUAACGCGCAAGUCGCUCGAACAGCAAUACGAGGAGGACGCAGGUAGACCUCCGUCUGAAGAGCCCGGCGUUCAGUUCUUUCCUGAUAUCACCGGGUGGGAUAUCAUCGAGAUCCAGGAAUGGGCGGGAUGCGUUGACCUGAAACCUGCCUCUGUGUGGUCUGUGGGCGCGAUCAACACCUUCUACCAUCUCCUCGAGCGCAGAUCCAAUGAGAAACAGAAGUUUGGGCAUCUCCAAGGGUUUGCCUUGUUCACCAAUGCGCCCAUCAAUGCGGUGAUAGAAAUUGCGAAUAAGUCGUUUGGGUUCAACCAAUGGGAGAGCUCUCUGAUGGAAGAAACAGGGCGAGUGGUGCGAUAUAGAAAGCACGAGUUCGACGACGAACGAGGGCACCGGUACGACCUUGAGUAUGCUAUUGACACAUGUCUCCAAUUGGCAGACGGAACGGUAGCACGGAAGACAGGGUUUGGGGUGGCGCAAUGGAUGCCAUCAAAGGGGCUGGCAUUUUCUUAUGCGAAGAAACAAGCCGCCACUGAUGGACUGAAGGCUUGCUUUUAUGCACUGGUUGCUCUUUUGGAACAGUAUGAGGAGAAGCUUGGCGAAGGGUAUUAUGAUUGA
Molecule: messenger RNA, 669 nt
Organism: Ogataea haglerorum
Lineage: Eukaryota; Fungi; Ascomycota; Pichiomycetes; Pichiales; Pichiaceae
Exons: 1
Coding region: 1-669 (222 amino acids)
Biological process (GO): double-strand break repair via homologous recombination; double-strand break repair via single-strand annealing; mitotic recombination
Cellular component (GO): nucleus
Source: RefSeq, a predicted model, not a curated record